CCCUCUCUGAUGAAGGCUCCUGUUUGUCUAUCUUGGAUUCCAGCACCUGCAGCAAUUUCUUUGUCCCUAGACAAUGAAGCAGAACUGGUUUACAAGUUGGCAUCUCACUGACGAGCACGGAUUGGAACCCCUCAGACUUUCAUCAAGCAGAAACAUGAGCUAAAUUCGACCCCACCUCCCUUUUAUAAGCUCUCUUUUCUCAAAGAUCAGUAACAGCUUCCACCUGUCUACAGAAGGGGAUGCUCAGUGGAACAGUAGGCAGCAAGGACAGGUUUCUGGGGGAACGGUCUCCGGGUCGGAACUGGGCGACAAACCGGAAGUUUCCGUACCUCAGGACUCCGGGUGAGCGCACAUCUGGCGUUGGUGGAGGAGGGGAGUUGUUGUUGAAUGCGGACGGAGUUGGAAUUGAACCCCAGUAUGUCGUGUCUGCCGGGGAUGCAGCCACUAUCUUUUAUUGGUUAAAGUAAGAGUGACUGAGGAUGAGGCCUCGGUUGCUGACCUGGGACGUAAAGGACACUCUGCUCCGAGUGCGUCACACAGUCGGCGAGCAAUAUUCCUCAGAGGCCAAGCUGCACGGCAUUCGGGUGGAGGCUGAGGCACUCGACAGAUCGUUCCUGGCAGCCCUCCGAACACAGGACCAGUUAUUCCCUAACUAUGGUGCAGGCCAGGGUGUGAGCUCCCAGAAGUGGUGGGUGGAAACAGUCAAACAGACGUUUCGGUUUUGUGGGGUGCGUGACGAACGGGUGCUGACUCCGCUGGCAGAGAACCUCUAUCGUGGGUUCAGCAGCGCUAAGAACUGGGAGGUGUUUAAUGACGUGAAGGACACCUUGAUUCACUGUGACAGGCUGGGCAUUCACAUGGCAGUUAUUUCCAACUUUGACCGCCGCCUGGAGCAGAUUUUAACCAACUGCAACCUGCGGCAGCAUUUCCAGUUUGUGCUCACGUCGGAGGAUGUUGGAAUAGCUAAGCCAGACCCUCGUAUCUUUAUUAAGGCCCUGGGCCUUGCCCAGGUACAGCCCAAACAGGCCACACAUAUAGGUGACAAUGUGCAGAAGGAUUAUCUGGCAGCCAGGGCUGUGGGAAUGGGGAGUUACCUGCUUUGCAGGGAGGAAGAACAACCUGCUGGGGCAGAAGGGCUAGUGCCCAAAGCUCACAUUCUCCACUCUCUGCAGCAGUUGAGUGGCCUUCUGAAAUAACUGCCUUGCUGUAUGUGUGCCCAAAAUCAUCGUGACAUUAUUAAAUGUACCACAGGAAAGGGAAUGUUUUCACUGGAGAUAAUAAGAAUUCUAAUAGCUAUCGUGGUGUUUAGUUUUACACUCUCUUCUGGAAGAGCUAGCAGUUGUGGGCUAAUGAAUUUGUACAAAUGACUGUGAUAUAUCAUAUGAGGGAUUCUGUCUGCAGUCCCACUACAUGCCUUCUCUGUGAAGACCUCACAGAAAUUCUGAAGUGCUGUGCAAAUGAUAUACUCCGUGGUGAAGUCUAGCAUUUUCCAGAUGCAUCUUGUACAUUAAGGUAUUUUCAAAGAGGAGCUCAAUAAUUAAUGUUUCACUGUGGUGACAUGAGAAUUUUUUUUCAGGAUUCUGAAAUAAAGUUUUUCUUCAUGUUUUGA
Stegostoma tigrinum is the source of this 1609-nucleotide messenger RNA. It is a transcript of the gene hdhd3, whose product is annotated as haloacid dehalogenase-like hydrolase domain containing 3. The record is from RefSeq and is a predicted model, not a curated record. NCBI's taxonomy places the organism in Eukaryota, Metazoa, Chordata, Chondrichthyes, Orectolobiformes, Stegostomatidae. The transcript has 2 exons. The coding region runs from base 480 to 1196 and encodes 238 amino acids.